AGCAGGACGCGCACAUCUGCACUUCACAGCGAGGCGUGGUCAUUCAGAUACAACAGGUGGGCGAGUCGGUACAGCUGCAGUCACACUUCAGCCACAGCAGGAUACCUACCGUGUUUUCUCUCCGGUAAACUAAACACAUACAGCUGCAACAAAAUGCCAAAGUGUCCAAAAUGCGAUAAGGAAGUUUACUUUGCCGAAAAGGUAACAUCCCUGGGCAAAGACUGGCACAGGCCCUGUCUGAAGUGUAUGAAGUGCAGCAAGACGCUCACGGCAGGCUCACACGCAUCGCGUGAAGGCAAGCCAUACUGUCACAACCCCUGCUACGCUGCACUGUAUGGACCUGGAGGAUUCGGACAUGGUGGAACCGAGAGCCACAAAUAUUAAUAAGCAGGUUCAACGUGCCCGUGUUUUUAUUUCAUGUCUUUGGGUUUCUGAAGAGGAUUGUGUGUUCCCCUGAUACAGUAAUGGAGUGGUUGUGCUCCUGUCUCUUCCUGUUCUCAAAGUGGACAAUCUGAUUAAACUCUUUUAAAAUUUG
This is a messenger RNA of Cottoperca gobio, 535 nucleotides long. RefSeq names its product cysteine-rich protein 1 (gene crip1). The record is from RefSeq and is a predicted model, not a curated record. NCBI's taxonomy places the organism in Eukaryota, Metazoa, Chordata, Actinopteri, Perciformes, Bovichtidae. The coding region runs from base 154 to 384 and encodes 76 amino acids. The transcript has 5 exons.